This is a messenger RNA of Carassius carassius (crucian carp), 1665 nucleotides long. Its product is annotated as cytochrome b-c1 complex subunit 2, mitochondrial-like. Gene Ontology annotation, cellular component: mitochondrion. Gene Ontology annotation, molecular function: metal ion binding. The transcript has 14 exons. NCBI's taxonomy places the organism in Eukaryota, Metazoa, Chordata, Actinopteri, Cypriniformes, Cyprinidae. The coding region runs from base 93 to 1472 and encodes 459 amino acids. The record is from RefSeq and is a predicted model, not a curated record.
AGUAUCUAGUCUAGGCGCAGUGGAUUAUGGGUAGUUCUUUGACUCGGCCAUAACUGUCUUUCUCUCAGCGACUGAAGGAGAGAAGCGGAGUCAUGACGGGGUUCAGAGGUUUCAGUCUUCUCUCCAGGCGAUGUUACGCCGCCGCCAGGAGGAGUGAGGCAUUGACUGAACCUCUGGUCACCCGAAAACCUGCAGCGGCACCAGCCCUCACUCCCCAGGACGUCCAGGUGUCCAAGCUUCCCAGCGGUCUUCUCGUCGCAUCUCUGGAGAACUACUCCCCCGUCUCUAAAAUCGGUGUGUUUGUGAAAGCCGGCAGCCGCUACGAGACAGCGGAAAACCUGGGCGUCACGCACAUCCUGCGGUUAGCGAGCAAUCUGACCACUAAAGGUGCGUCAGCGUUCAGGAUCUGUCGGGGUCUGGAGGCAGUGGGCGCCAGUUUGAGUGUGACGUCAUCGAGGGAACACAUGGUCUAUUCUCUGGACUGUCUGAGGGAUGAUUUUGACGGUGUCGUAGAGUACCUUGUCAAUGUGACCACGGCUCCGGACUUCAGACCCUGGGAGCUGUCUGACCUCUCGUCAAGGGUCAGGAUAGACAAGGCCGUGGCCGACCAGAGCCCACAGAUAGGUGUUCUGGAGAAGCUGCAUGAAGCUGCUUAUAAGAACGCUUUAUCCAACUCUCUGUACUGUCCAGACCACAUGCUGGGGAAGAUCAGUGUGGAUCAUCUGCAACAGUUCUUUGCCAGUAAUUACACCAGUGCAAGAAUGGCCCUGGUUGGAUUAGGCGUCAGUCAUGCUGCUCUGAAGCAGGUGGGCGAGCAGUUCUUCAGCACACACGCUGGGACAGGUGCAGCAGGGGCUAAAGCCGUUUACCGCGGCGGUGAGCUGCGAGUGCAGAGUGGUGGAGGUCUGGUGCAUGCUCUGCUGGCGUGUGAAGGAGCCGCGGCGGGCUCCGCGGAGGCCAACGCCUUCAGCCUGCUGCAGAGGCUUCUGGGUACAGGACCACACGUCAAGAGAGGAUCCAGCAUCACCAGCAAACUCAGCCAGGGCAUCGCCAAAGCCACCACUCAGCCGUUCGAUGCCAAGGCUUUCAGUGCUACCUACUCGGACUCCGGCCUCUUCGGAGUCUAUGUCAUCUCACAAGCAGACUCGGCCCGCGAGGUGAUCAACGCAGCCAUGGCCCAGGUGAUGGCUGUAGCUGAAGGAAGACUUACUGCAGAUGACCUGACCAGAGCCAAGACCCAGCUGAAGAGCGAUUAUCUGAUGUCUUUGGAGAGUUCCGAGGGUCUUCUGGAGGAGCUGGGAGUUCAGGUUCUGAGCAGCGGCGUCUACAGCUCGCCCCAGACUGUGGCGCACAACAUCGACUCGGUGACCUCCGCUGACCUGGUCAAAGCUGCAAAGAAGUUUGUUGAGAGCAAGAAGACCAUGUCAUGUUGUGGACAUCUGGCAAACACACCAUUUGUUGAUGAAUUGUGAGAGAAAGUCCCAGUCUAAGUGCACACAUUGUGCAGCUGCUUAUUUGAGUGUAAAAACACUCUUAAACUUGUGUGAAUCCCUGAUUGCGGUUGAGAGUUGUUUCAGUUCAUCAUGAAGUCUGGUUCACUGGGAGCAGAGGCAGCAAUUUCACUGUAUAUCUGAUGUACAUCCAUUAAAACAAAUAUAUCUGUGA